Oryza brachyantha (malo sina) is the source of this 2391-nucleotide messenger RNA. RefSeq names its product wall-associated receptor kinase 2-like. Gene Ontology annotation, biological process: cell surface receptor signaling pathway; protein phosphorylation. The transcript is spliced from 3 exons. NCBI's taxonomy places the organism in Eukaryota, Viridiplantae, Streptophyta, Magnoliopsida, Poales, Poaceae. Gene Ontology annotation, molecular function: polysaccharide binding; protein serine/threonine kinase activity; ATP binding. Bases 1 to 2310 code for a protein of 769 amino acids. Gene Ontology annotation, cellular component: plasma membrane. The record is from RefSeq and is a predicted model, not a curated record.
AUGCCUAAUUUCGAGAGAUUGCUGCUAGCGUCGCUACUCUGGGUCAGCGUUGCAGAGCUGGCCGCGCCGCUGGCUCUGGGAGCUGAUUUGGCGCCGCGUCCUGCCGCAGGCGGCGGAAACUGUUCCACGGCAUGCGGCGGCGUCGAGAUCCCGUAUCUGUUCGGCGUCGAGCCCGGCUGCGCAUUGCCCGGCUUCGAGCUCAGCUGCCGUGACACCGCCGACGGCAAGAGGGCGCCGUUCCUGCCACCGUCGCCGGAGAGAAACAACACAUAUUUGGAGCUGCAGAGUGUCUCUCUGCUUGAAGGCAAGGCGAGGGUGUGGAAUAACAUCAGCUUUUACUGCUACGACGGCGCUUCAAGACGGAUGACGAACGAGUCAUGGGAACGCGUCGUGCUCCCUGAGGCGUACAGGCUCUCCGAGACCGAGAACAUGCUCACCAUCGUCGGCUGCCGCACGGUGGCGUACAUCGGAGUCGGGGAUGCCGCCGUCGUGCGCUACAUCAGCGGCUGCACGGCCUUGUGCGGACCGGACGGUAACCUGACGACGACGAGCCAGCUGGCCGACGGCGCCUGCUCCGGUGCAGGCUGCUGCCAGGCAGCCAUCACCAAGGGCCAUUCCUCCUACGCUGUUCUGUUCGACCCGACGUAUAACACGACGCGGAUCCACAACGUCAGCCGCUGCGGCUACGCCGUGCUGAUGGAGUCGGCGAGGUUCACCUUCCGGAGGAGCUACGCGAUUUCACCGGAGUUCUUCGACAGCACCGGCGGGAAGGCGCCGAUGGUGAUCGAGUGGGCUGUCCGGAACGCGAGCAGCUGCGCGGAAGCGAAGAAGGAUCCUGGGUCGUCCGCGUGCGUCAGCAGCAACAGCGUGUGCGUCAACUCGUCCAGCGGGUCAGGCUACAUCUGCAACUGCACCAAAGGAUAUCGAGGAAACCCUUACCUACUAAACGGAUGCCAAGAUAUUGAUGAAUGUGGAGACCGUGAUAAAUACCCUUGCUAUGGCAACUGCAAAAAUAUACCAGGAAGUUUCCUGUGUUCAUGUCCUGCGGGUACCCGAGGAAAUGCGUCUAUUGAAGGAGCAUGCCAAAAGAACUGGUUAACACCCGGAGUACGAGCGGCAAUUGGGGUUGCUACCUGUGUAUUGGUUGGUCUAUUCGGUUUCCUAGGAUGGGAGCUGGCCCGGUACAAAAGGAGCAUAAAAAGACAAGCUCUGCAAAGACAGACCGAUGAAUUCUUUCAACAGCACGGGGGUCAGCUGCUGCUAGAGAUGAUGAAGGUAGAGGGCAACGCCGGGUUCACCCUCUACGAGAGAGGGCAGAUCGAGGCUGCGACGAACAACUUCGACAAGGCACACAUCGUCGGGGAAGGAGGGCAAGGGACCGUCUAUAGGGCGGAGAUAGAUGGCGCCAUUGUUGCGGUAAAGAGGUGCAAGGAGAUCGACGAGAGCAGGAAGAUGGACUUCGUUCAAGAGCUGGUCAUUCUGUGCCGUGUAAGCCAUCCCAACAUCGUCAGGCUGCUCGGCUGCUGCCUGCAGUUCGAGGCCCCCAUGCUCGUCUACGAGUUCGUGCAGAACAGGACGCUGCACGAGCUGCUGGGCUUCCAGAGGAGGAGCAGGAGGUGCCAUGUCACGCUGGGGACCCGCCUGAGGAUCGCCGCCGAGUCCGCCGCUGCGCUCGCGCAUCUUCACUCGCUGCCGCACCCGAUACUCCACGGUGACGUGAAGCCGGCCAACAUCUUGCUCACCGAAGAGCUGGUCGCCAAGGUGUCAGACUUUGGCUGCUCGACGAUCGACGAGAGAACCCAGGACGUGCCCAAAGGAACGCCGGGAUAUCUCGAUCCGGACUACCUGCUCGAGUACCAGCUGACAGCUAAGAACGAUGUGUAUAGCUUCGGGGUCAUCCUUCUCGAGCUUCUGACCGGCGAGAGGCCACUGUCGCGAGAGAGGAAGACGCUGACCUCCAUGUUCAACGAGGCCAUGGAGAACGACGCUCUCCUGGAGAUCCUUGACCCUGAGAUAGUCGACGAAGACAGAAUGGGUGUGAUCCGUCGCGCCGCGGUGCUGGCGAGCCGAUGCCUGGUGUUCCCGGGCACGAUGAGGCCGACGAUGAGGGAUGUGGCAGAGGAGCUUCAGCAGCUCGCGCGACCAGACGAAGUGCAGAGAACGCCACAGCCGCCGCUGGUGCUUGCGGGUCUUAGGAUUAUGGAUACGGGGAGGACAUGCGCGGUUCCCUCGUGGCACACCGAGAGCAAGACAAGCGGGGUUUAUAGCAUCCAAAAGGAAAUCACGUUUAGUACAGAACUUGCUAGGUGAUGAUCAACAUAUGUAAUCCAUGUGCUUGUGUUCCAGACGAAGUUUAUGUUAUAUACAUCCAGAGCUCAUGUGUAUUUAGUU